AAAAAUGUGCCCCGCAGUGCAAUACCUGCAGACAUAAAGCGGGUGUGUGUCAAGCACAAGAUCAUAGACAACAUCUCUGAUGGCAAUCCAUUUGCAGUUGUGUUGAACUAUGCUCGCUUCUCGCCUUCUGGCAAGGCGUGGCUUACCCUCACCUCGCCCAACUUCUCACCCCACACUCUGAAAGCACUGAACGGCACCGUCCUCAGUGGAAAGCUCCUGGAAGUAACUGCAAAAGACCCGUGGAGUGGGCUCGAACCUCGCGCGCGUGGAGUGAAAGGCCGCUUGGAAGCCGCUGAGCGGGGCGUACUGAGCGGCAAUGGACCAGGCGGCGGGACCUCUAGCCAUGGAAGAGGCGUCGCGAUAUCCGGCUUUCCGGGUAAAAUCACCGCGGAGGCUGUACAGGCGUACUUGGGCGACUUCAGGCUCGCAUCAUAUGAAGGUGGGCAAAAGGAGGUCGUCAAGCUCGGUGUUCCCCAACGGAACAUUGCCAUGAAGGCACGGCUGUAUGUUCGGUUGGCAUCCGUUGCAGAGGCCCACCGCCUUGUCCGCCAGUUCCACAUGACGUUCUUCGAACCCAAAGUGUAUGGUACCAAGUAUCCAUUGCGAGCCCACGUUGUAUACUAA
Fomitopsis serialis is the source of this 624-nucleotide messenger RNA. RefSeq lists its product as uncharacterized. The transcript has 3 exons. NCBI's taxonomy places the organism in Eukaryota, Fungi, Basidiomycota, Agaricomycetes, Polyporales, Fomitopsidaceae. The annotation marks the transcript as partial. The record is from RefSeq and is a predicted model, not a curated record.